GCGGCGGCGGCGGCGGCGGGCGGUACCGGAGCAGCCAUGAGGGCCGGGCCCAGUCACCGACAUGUGAGCCCCAUGUUGUGUUGAUGCUGGUGUGCCAUGCUAGCCUGUCUACCAGGGCCAGGUGACCUGUCCUUUCAGCUUCUUUCUCACACGCAGAUGAACACUGGACUUCAGAAAUGGGACACUACACAGAAAAUGAGAACUGCUCACUAUCCUACCCCAGCCGAAUUGGACGCGUAUGCUAAGAAGGUCGCAAACAACCCACUGACUAUAAAAAUCUUCCCCAACAGUGUGAAGGUUCCCCAGAGGAAACACGUUCGUCGUACUGUGAACGGCCUCGACACAUCAGCCCAGCGCUACAGCCCCUACCCGACUCAGGCUGCCACCAAGGCAGGCCUGCUUGCUAUUGUCAAAGUGCCAGCCAAAAGUAUACUCAAGGACUUUGACGGCACCCGAGCCCGGUUACUCCCUGAGGCCAUCAUGAACCCACCAGUGGCACCCUAUGCUACUGUGGCACCCAGCACUUUAGCCCACCCCCAGGCCCAGGCUCUGGCCCGCCAGCAGGCCCUGCAGCAUGCACAGACCCUGGCCCAUGCCCCUCCCCAGACGCUGCAGCACCCUCAGGGUAUCCCGCCACCACAGGCACUGUCUCACCCUCAGAGCCUCCAGCAGCCUCAGGGCCUGGGCCAUCCUCAGCCCAUGGCUCAAACCCAGGGCUUAGUCCACCCACAGGCCCUGGCUCACCAAGGUCUCCAGCACCCCUCCAAUCCAUUGCUUCAUGGAGGCCGGAAGAUGCCAGACUCAGAUGCUCCCCCGAAUGUGACCGUGUCUACCUCAACUAUUCCCCUUUCAAUGGCGGCCACCCUGCAGCACAGCCAGCCCCCGGACCUGAGCAGCAUUGUGCACCAGAUCAACCAGUUUUGCCAGACGAGGGCAGGCAUCAGCACUACCUCAGUGUGUGAGGGCCAGAUCGCCAACCCCAGCCCUAUUAGUCGCAGUCUGCUCAUCAAUGCAAGUACCCGGGUGUCGACCCACAGCAUCCCCACACCAAUGCCUUCAUGUGUGGUCAAUCCCAUGGAGCACACCCAUGCAGCCACAGCCGCGUUGCCUGCCACAGGUCCUGUCAACCUUCCUGCGGGCAUCUCUCGAGCCCCCACUGGCUACCCUAGCGAUCUCAAGCCAGUCACCUGGAACCAGCAUCAGCUGGCCCACCUACAACAUAUGUGCACCGAGGCUGGUGGAACACCAGCCCCUGGCCUGACAGGCAAGCAUCCAGCAGGACGUGAGUUGGCAGGGACUGGCUUUGUGGGCAAGGCCCCUGCCUACCCGCAGGAACUCUGCCUGGCACAGUCCUUCCAUCUGAAGCCAACCCUGGAGAAGCCAACCCCAUCUCCACCAGUCAAUGGCCUGGCAGCCCCACUGGCCUACCCCAAUGGUCACUACUUCCAACCCCUGUGGAACAACAUUCUUCCCACUCCCAAUAGCGACAGCUCGGGGUCUCAGGACCUCGCCAUGCCAUUUCAUGGUGGGCAGCCCACAGGUGCACCCCUCGACUGUGCAGCAGCUCCUGGGGCUCAUUACCGAGCAGGGACUGGGGGUGGUCCAGUGGCAAGCCAGAACAGCUUGAUGCAAACGGUGGAUUACCUGAGUGGGGAUUUCCAACAGGCCUGCUUUCGAGAACAGAGCCUGGCUAUGCUGAGCAAGGCCCACCGAGCCCCUUCCACCCGUGCUCCUGAUCCCACAGAUAGUCGAAGUCUUCAUAUUCAGCACCCAGGGUAUAGAUAGGGAGCCAUGGUACCCUCCUCAGGCUACACUUCAUACAUCACCCUCCAAGGUUUAGUCUUACUUUUAAGUAACUGGGUAGUUUAAAAGUUUUGCUUCUCCAAUGUGAUCAUUCUUAGAUGACUAAAGAAGGGCAUUUGGCAGGGAGUAGAAGGGAUCCUCUUCCUCUUAUCCCCUCAAGAAAAUUUUUUGUUUUAUGUUAGAACCUAACCCUAACCCCAGGCUUUUCUCUCCACUGCCUGCCUAUUAGGCUUUCCACCUUGGCUAUGUUUUUCCAGCCCUCUCUUAUCUUUCCCUGCACCUUUGCCUGUUUCUCUUAGGACUGUGUGACUAAGGCCCCUAAAGCAGGCCUCUUCCUGUCUCUCUCUAUGGGACUAAGAACUACCAGACUUUCAAAGUGCUCUGGAAGCUAAUUCCUUAUUCACCCAAAGACAAAUCAAAACUCACCCAAUGUUCAUCUCCCAGCUCUUUCCCAUUUUUCAAGGCUUUGUUUUACAUUUAUUCUGCUUCCUGGGCAGAACUUAUCCUUGCCACACACUCCACCUCAAGGGCAUCUUGCAGGUAUUUGGCCAUACCCUUGAGACAUGGAGAAAAACUGCCUUUGUAUUGGCCGCUUGGUUCCCAAGUUCCCUUCUAGACCUAGAGAAAUGUAGUGGCCAUCUGGCAUAACCAGGAUCCCCUACUCAUGGUUGCCUCUCCCUGCUUAACUGCUGUCCUCAACCCUACC
Dipodomys ordii (Ord's kangaroo rat) is the source of this 2509-nucleotide messenger RNA. It is a transcript of the gene Fam222b, whose product is annotated as family with sequence similarity 222, member B. NCBI's taxonomy places the organism in Eukaryota, Metazoa, Chordata, Mammalia, Rodentia, Heteromyidae. The transcript has 3 exons. The record is from RefSeq and is a predicted model, not a curated record. The coding region runs from base 97 to 1785 and encodes 562 amino acids.